UUGAUUGCACUCAAAAUCAAAAAUAAAUAAAUUUAAGUUUUUAAUAAAUGUUAUAUUUUAUAAAUGUGAAUUAAUGUUUUAUUCACCGAUGACAAAACCCACAACUGGUGACCCCGCUUUGGAGAACACAUGUUAGCAGCCUUUUUUGACUAUUGCGAGUCAUAAUUCUUCGUCACGCCACGUGACUCGGAUAAUCAAGUAAGGGAUAACAACAUACUCACUUUUUUUGGCAAAACUCUCUCGCUGUUGUUUGUAUUUUUAUUUUCGUUCUAUUCAAAAUUCAUCAUCGUAAACAUCAUACAUCACUGUAAAAUUGCCAACAGAAGCCAUGAGUGUCGCCGCCGUUGCCAUCAAGCUCCCGGAAUUUUGGGAGGAAGACCCGGAAACGUGGUUCAUCGAAGCCGAAAGUCAAUUUACCUUGGCUAACGUCGUACUGGAUGCAACCAAAUAUCAUCAUAUCGUCAAGCAUAUCACCUCAAAAUCGACUAUAAACGUUGUCUGGGAUAUUAUUUCCAACCCUCCGGCACAGAAUAAAUAUGAAGCGAUUAAACAGAGACUGACAAGCGUUUUUGGAUCUACGCUCCAGACGCGCGUUGAACGAUUAUUUUCAUCUCAAAUCGGUGAAAUGAAGCCCUCACAGUAUUUAUUUCAUUUAAAACGAUUAUCGUUCAACACUGGAUUGACUGAUGAUGCCCUAAAAACAAUAUUUUUGAAGGGUUUGCCAUCUCAUAUGAGCUCCGUUCUUGCGAUAAUUAAUCAGCCCUUGUCAGAAAUUGCUCAAUAUGGUGAUGUAAUGAUUAAAAACGAACCUGUGGUCAACGAAGUGAGUCAACGCGACGAAAAAUACGAACAACUUCAGCAACAAAUCGAGCAUCUAACUGCUGCUGUAAAAAAUCUCAAGCCGUAUCACAAGAACAAGCCGUUUGUUCGACCGUCAAAUCGAUCAUCGUCGUCAGAUAUUUGUUGGUAUCACUCCGAAUAUGGAAAAAAUGCACGUAAAUGUAAUCGCCCGUGCCGAUUCUCAAAAAACUGAGAAGGCACCCGCUUCGUAAAACUUGCGGAGUGGGUCAUUUCCGUCGUCUUUGUAUUAAAGAUAAAAGAUCAAA
Molecule: messenger RNA, 1106 nt
Organism: Culicoides brevitarsis
Lineage: Eukaryota; Metazoa; Arthropoda; Insecta; Diptera; Ceratopogonidae
Exons: 1
Coding region: 329-1033 (234 amino acids)
Source: RefSeq, a predicted model, not a curated record